GAGUCAUUCAAAGCCUCAGAGGCUCUCGGGUGCACUCAACAAUCAGACGCACUCUCUCACUGACAAAAGCAGGAGGCUGCUGGCAAGCAUAGGAUAAAAGUGAGGAAACUGAUUCAUUUAUUGGUUUUGCCUCUUCCUUAUAUAGCAAAACAUCAUAAUUCCUAGCUAGGAACCAUGGAGCAGACCAUUGGUGGGAGUAGACAACAGCUUGGACAGGAAAAGUAUCAGAUGUGGGAUCUCAACAAACGUCUGGAGUCAUACCUGUCAAGAGUGAAGUUUCUAGAAGAAGAGAAUGAUUUUCUCCGGGGUGAAAUUCAGCAUCUUAAAAGAAACCAAGAUGCCAGGUCCUGGAAGUCUGAGUUUGAAGAAGAGCUCUGUCAAGCAAGACAGAAGUUGGAAGAUGCUUGGAAAGAGUUGGACAAAGCAGAAAUGGAUAAAGAUCGUAUGAGUGAAGAAGUGGACCUUUUGAGGAGCAAAAGGCAAAAAGAGCAGGAAGCCCAGGGAGCCAUAAAGAAGCAGCUCUCCGACAUGAAAAAGGCACUAGAAGAGGAGAGAAGAGCUCAGAUCUGGUUAAAAGAAAAAGCUGCCCAGCUGGAACAGGAACUUCUGUUGGAGGUGGAAGCUCACCAAGAUGACUCGUCCAGUGUGAAAGCUCAGAUAUCUGCUGCAGCACCUGUACUGACUCAGAGCACUUAUGCUCAUCACAGUCUGCAGGUAGAAGAUUUUGGGAAAUGCUAUGCAGAACGGGCCAGUGAAAUGUGGAAAGCCAUGACAGAAGCCUAUGACCACCAGAUUUCUCACCUUGAAGAAUCUUUAGCUCAAGCUAAGGCUCAGCUCAUCCAAGUUUCUGAAGAGAAAAAAGCAAACUGCCUGCGGUUACAAGGGCUAACCAAAGAGUUAGAGGCAACUCAGGGUCAGAAAAAGCUGAUUGAGAAGAAUAUGGCUGAAAGAUGGGCACAGCAGCGUAAGGAGUUGGAGAAAAUAGAGGCCUUAAUUGAAACACUUGAAAUGGAAAAGGAGGCACUCAGUGAUCAGAUCUCUCAUAUUCUUAAUGACCGUCAGCAGCUCAUGCAACUGAAAAUGUCACUGUGCCUUGAAGUGGCUACUUACAGAGCUCUUCUGGAUGCUGAAAGUUUGAGAGUAAAGAUGCCUCUAGGAGAAUUACAAAGGUCCUCCUUCAGAAAAGAUAUUAAACUGGACAAAAGUAAAGGACUUGGACAAAAUGUUCACUCACCUCUGGUCAGCACUGCUGAAAGUGGGGAAGCUCACAUGAAAAAGAGCUCACCACAGUUUUAUACUCCUUCACAGACAAAAUCUUUCAUGUUAACAUCAACACCUUUUGUGCCUUCCGAAGAAAGCCCUAAAGUACCUCAAAAGAUUAUGACGGCGACAAGUUUAGUCACAGAAAGUACACACCAAGAAAACCUAAAUGCAACUGUUGAAACCAAGGACAGCACUCCAGUGUCAGUAUCCAGAUCAAAAAGAAACAUUGAAGAAGUACUCAGUAAUUCGAUGGAAGAGGUGACAUCCAAUACAUCUCCUCCUGAUGUUACACAUGAAAAGGUCACCAAUGGCACAUUCAGUGCUGAAUCAUCAGCCUCAAUGCGAGCUUUUGACGUUGAACUAACUGCAGAGAAAACAACAGAUACCUUAACUUAUUCAAUACCAUUGUAUGAUCAUAGUAAAAAUGGAACAUCAAGUAGUGAAAAUACCGCUGAGCAUUUUAUAAAAGAAAGUAGCGAGAGUCAGGAUUAUUUGGAGAGCUGUGAUGGUAGCAAAACACAUACUAAGGCAGUUCCUGUAGAAGUCCAAGAAUACAAUAACGUCGAUGUGCCUGAUAGUCAUCAAGAGCCCAUAACCAAAGAGCAGGAGGUUCAAAUAACAGAGGAGGAAGGAAAUGACAAAGAAAUUACCAAAGAGAAGACUAUGAAUGUUGCAGAAGGGCCACAGUUUGAACAUCUGGCCUGCAAUACACAAUCACUUUUAAUGAAUGAAACUGAAACACAAAUGACACCUGUGGUCAUUCAUUCAGAUGACACAGUGAACACUGAACUUGUUUCAGCAUCUACAGUUAAUUAUGUGAAGGAUACAAUGCUAGAACAUCUGGAUUUAAAAUAUACUGCUAUAGAAAAAGCUGCAGAAACUGACAUAUCUUCAGACCAUCAUGCUAUUGAUGUGAAUGCCAAAGGUAAAGAAGAGUUGCAGCAUGAUCUGGACAGUCCAAGAUCUGAAUCAACAGACAUUGCAGUACAAUCUAUUAGCACAAACAGUGAAAUGAUUAAAGAUCAAACUUUGGAAAUGAAUGAUACUGAACAAGAAAGUGGCACCUGGAAGGCUGAAGAUUCAUCAUCCACUGUUGUGCAAGCUCCUAUAGAUGAAUCAGAAUAUUCCAUAUCAGAAACUGACUUUCUACAAAAUGCUGGCAAAUUAGAGUCAAAUCAGAAUGAUUCUACUAAUGAUAUCACUGAAGUGACCAAAGAGGAUGCAGAAUCAGAAGAUAGCAUACAUUUAGUCUCAGGCAACAUGGACUUAAGAAAAGGAAGCCAAGAAAUUAUUACAGAACAGCUAACUUCAGAGAAUGACUUUGAGAAACAGAACAUCCCAGAAACAUCCCUAACCAAUGAGAAAGGGAGCCUUAUAGAGAGUACAGAGAGCUGUGCACUUGAUGGGACACUGGUUGAUACAGAAUCACACACCAUACAUGGAAAGAUUUUUGAAAACGAUAGCAGAAAUUUAGAGGAAGAACAUGGGGAGGAAAUAAGCAAAAUGGCAGAGGAAAAUCUGUUUCUAAAAGAGAGCGAACAUGAAGCUCUUUCGAAUACCAUGGCACAAUUUCAAAAUCCAGAAACAACUGUUUCCCCUGAAGUCUUAAAAGAAGAUUUUGAAGAGAAAAUUGCAGAGGAACUUAGAACUGAAACAAAUGUAAUGGAAAGCUUGACACAAGAAGGUAUGGAAGUAGCAAUGGAAAGUGAAGAACAAACUGAACUAUAUACUGAAGCAGAGAUUGAAACAGAUGAGGAAGCACAUAUUCAAUUGGAAUAUGAAGCAACCAGUGAUCUUGAGGAAACAUAUGAAAUAAAUCAGGAAGAAAAUACUCGAGUGAGGGGAGAUAGUGAAGGAUUAAAUGGCAUGCAUGUGGAACAAGAUGACUCUCUGGUAAAUGCAAUUAAAGAGGGAGGCAUGUACUCUUUUAACGAAAAUGCCUUGGAAUAUGACAAAAACAUACAAAUAGUGGUGGAGGAGAACAAAGAUGAAUCAAUAGCAACAGAAAAUGAAAAAGAGUCCAGUCUCCAGAGUGAACCAAAAGUGACCCAGGAAAUAGCCACACAUUUAACAGCAGACAAUGAAGAGAACUUUUGCCUUCCUGAAGAAACAGAGAUGGCACAAGAGGAAGAUAUAGCAGAACAUGAUGAAGACAUUAAUUCUAAUAAUGAAACCCAUGCAGACAUACAGAUAACAACAGUAAAUCAAGAUGACUUCUCUAAUGAUCCAGAUAAACAUCUGGUGAAAGAUACAUGUUUAACAACAGAUAGUGAAGGAAGCAACUUAUUUAAAACAGAAGAGACAGCCAGUGAGGAAAAAGUAAGGUUAACAGAGGAAAAAGAUGAAGAACUCAAAAUGGAAACACAAUCUCAGUUACCAGUGAAUGAUGAAGGAGAUAUCAUCCAGGAAAAAGAAAUUUACGCAAUAGAGGAAAAUGACAAAAACGAAGUUCCUAAACAAACAGAGGUAGAAGAAGAGGAAAAGGAGCCUCAGACAUUGGCAAUUAAAGAUGAUACCAGUCUUUCAAAUGAAACAGAAAUAAACUUGGAAAAAGUUACAAAUCUGAUGGCAUUGAAAAGUGAAAAAUGCCUUGGCAAUGAACAGGGCAUACAAGAAAAAAUGGAAAAUGAUGAAAACACAGAUAUAUCUAAAGAAAGAGACACGGAAGAGGAGGAAUAUACAUAUAAUAUGUUGGAAAAAGAAAAGGAUGACAGCCUAUCUAAAGAAACAGAGAUCGUUCAGGAAAAAGACAUACAAACAUACAAAGAAAUUGAAGGCGAUGAACACUUUUCUCAAAAGACAGAACUAGAUCAGAUAUCUGAGGAAAUGAAAGAACUCACUAGGGCACUUGAAGAAAAAGAAAUAGACCUGGGAGAAGAAUUACAUAUGUCAGGAGAAACUGAAGAACAAGCUGAUCUAUUUAAAGAAGCAGAAAGUGAACGGGGAAAAGACACACUAAUAUCUGAGGAAACUGAAGGAUCUAAAGGAUCAGAGAUGGAUCAUGAAGAACACAGACAGAUAAUAAUUCAUGCUGAAGAAGAAAUGGGCUUAUCUAAAGAAACUGGGAAAGACCAGGAAGAAGAUACAAUGACAAGAGAUCAAACUGAAAAUAACAGAGAGACAUUAGAGGAAAUUCAAGAAGAUACCAAGUUGCACAAAGAAACCGAACCCAACAUGGAGGAGGAUCUAGAGAAAGACACAUAUAUACCAGAAGAAAAGGAAGAAGACAGCAUCUUAUCUAAGGAAACAGAGAUAGAUGAAGCCAUAAAGAUACCAGUUGCAAACCAAGAUGACAUUAAGCUGUCUAAUGAAGCAGAAGUUUGCCAAGAACACGAUAUACUGACAUCAGGGGAAACUGAAGAAGACACCAAACUUUUUAGAGUAGAUGAGAUAGACCAGAAGGAAGCUGUUCUGACAUCAGGCAAAACUGAAGAAGAUGACAGUUUAUCUAAGGAAACAGAGACUGUACAAGAAGAAAGCACACUUAAAAUAGCUGAAAAUCAAGAUGACAUCAGGGUUUGCAAAGAAACAGAUCAAUCCAGAGAUGAAGAAGAAAUAGAAGUAGAAGAAGCCAGUUUAUCUAAAGAAACAGAGAUUGACCAGGAAGAAAAUACAGAGAUAACAGUAAAAACUGAAGAUGCCAUUAGCCUAUCUAAUGAAGCAGAGAUAGAUCAAGAAAAUGAAGAACAGACAGAACUGGAAAAUCAGUAUGAAACCAUGGUCUCUAAAGAAAGAGAGUUGCAGAAAGAGGAAGAAUUUUUAACAUUAGAGAAAACUGACGAUGGCUUCAGCUUAUCUAAAGAAACAGAGUUGAAUGAGGAAGAAAACCGACAGGCAAUAGUGGAAGAAGACAUCAUCUUACUUAAAGAGGCAGAGACAGACCAGGAUGAAAGCAUGGCAUUAUUCAAAGAAAAAGACAGCACUUUAUUGAAACAAAUAAAAACAGAUGAAGUAGAAGGCAAACCAACAACAGUGGAAAUCCAAGAUGACAUCAGGAUUUCUCAAGAAGCAGAAGUGUAUCAGGAAGGGGAGGAUACAAUGAUAACAGAGAAAACUGAAGAAGACAUCAAACUAUAUCAAGCAGAUCAGACAAAACAGGAAGGUGAAAAACAUGUAUCAGGAGGAACAAAAGAUGAAACCAAUUUAUUGCAAGAAUUCGACAAAGACCAGAAACUAGAUACACAGAAAUCAUCUGCAAUCAAUAAUGAUGCAAUUUUUUCAAAAUCAAUUGAAAUAGAACAGGAAGAAAACAAACAGAUUGAAAUUGAAAUUGAAGAAAACAUUACACCAUCUGAAGAAACAGAGAUAAAGCUGGAGGAUGACAAACUAAUAACAACAGAAAGUGAACAAAAGGAAUCUGAAGAUAUGGUGGUGAACCAGGAGAAACAAAUGCAUAUAUCAGAGGAAACCAAAGAAGAUGGCAUUCAUAUACCUAAAGAAACAGAGGUAGAUCAUGAAGAAAGCAAACAGAUAAGAAUGGAAAAAGAAACAGAGGAAGAUGGCAAGGAACAUGCACUCAUCUCAGAAAAAAACGAAGAAAAUACUACUUUAUCUGAAGAAAUAAAAACUGGCCAGGAAGAAAUCAGUCAUAUGAGAGGAGAAACAGAAGACGUCAUUACUCCCUCUAUAUCAGUAAAAAUAGAACAGGAGAAAAAUGAAGAGAUAAAAGUGGAAAUAGAUGAAGAAGAAGAACAAGAAGAACAAGAAGAAAAAGUGAUAAUGCCAGAGGAAGACAAAGACAUAAGAAUGGAAAGUGAAGAUAUGAUUGAUCAGGAGAAUUAUAUACAUUUAUCAAAGGAAACUGAAGACACUGGUUUAUCUAAAGAAGCAGAGGUACAUAGCAUAGUAAUAGGUAAAGAACAGGAAGACAUUAAAAUAUCAGAUGAAACAGAAGAUAACCAAAUGAAGCACAGUCUCAAUAAAGAAGUAGAAAUAGACCAGUGGGAAACCAUACAUACAGACAUUGACAUUGAAGAGAAUGCCAGUCUGUCUAAUGAAGCAGAAAUAAAGCAAGAGAAAGCCAAAGAAAUAACAAUGGAAAUGGAAGAAGACAUAAUCCUAUCUAAAGAAACAGAAAUCAGUCAGGAGCAAAACAAAAAUGCAUUGGAAGAAGGUGAAGAGCAUAUCAUCCUCUGCAAAGAAAGAGAAAUAAAUCAGGUGGAAGACAAGCACUCAGCAGUGGAAAUUAAAGAAGAUGCCAACCAAUGCAAAGAUACAGAGAUGGAUGAAGAGAGAGAUGGACAGACAUCUAGAAAAAGUGAAGAUGGUAAGGAAGAUACCAGCCAAUCUGAAGAAAAAGAAUUGGAGAAAGAGCAAAUUUAUCAGACAUCUGAGGAAAAUGAAGAAGAUAGCAGCAACUCCAAAGUUAGUGAGGUAGAAAAUGAAGAUGGCAAAAAGAUAAUAGCUGAAAACGAAGAAGAUAGCAAUCUAUGCAAAGGAACAGAUGUGGAAUACAAACUUGCAUCCAUAGUAAGUGAAGAAGAAGCCAGCUUCCAUAAAGAAAUGGCAAUAAAUCAGGAACAAGUGGAAAAUGAAGGAGAAAAUGGCCCAUCUAAACAAGAUGAAAUUGAGCAGGAAGAAGACACACCAAUAUCAUGUGAAACUAAAGAAGACACUAUCCAAUGUAAAGAAAAGGUAGCGGAGGAAGGAGACAUUCAGACAUUUGAGGAAAUUGGAGAAGAAGAUAAAGGAAUUGAGACAGACCAAGUAGAAGAAGAAAAAGAAAACAUUAUUCUUACCGUGAAUACUGAAGAAGACACUAACCUAUCCAAAGAAACAGAGGUGGACCAGAAAUAUUACACAGAGACAUCAAAGGAAAGAGAACAAGAAGUUCAUUUCUCUGAUGAAAUAGUAACAAACCAGGAAGCAGACAAAUGGACAAGAAUGGAAAAUGAAGAAGACACACACGUAUCAAGUGAAACCGAAGAUGACAUCAUUCUAUCUAAAGAAAAAGAAACGGAAGAAGAAGAGGCCAUUCAGAUAUCAACUGAGAAAGACCAAGAAGAUGGAGAAAUAAUAACAGUGGAAGCUAAAGAAGAUGCUAAAGUAAAAGAGGAAGAUGCUGAACUGUCAAUGGGAAGUGAAGAAGCAACAAGUCCAUUUCAGGAAACAGAGAGCACACAGAUUGAAGACACACAUAUAGUAGUGGAAAGUAAGGAUGACAACAGCCUCUCUGUAGAAAUAGAGGCAGGCCAAGAGAAAGAAACACAAAUAUCAGGGAAAGUAGAAGAAGAUGUUAAAAUCUGUAAUGAAACAGAGACAGGUCAGGGGGACAAAAUAACGUUAACAGUGGAAAUGGAAGAAAACAUUGAUCUAAAUAAAACAAUAGAGACAGACAAUGAUCAAGAAACGCAAACAUUAUGUGGAAAUGGAGAAGAAACCGUUCAACCUAAAAAGACAGAAAACCUCCUGGAAGAAGACAGACAUAUAACAGAGGAAACUAAAGGUUACAGUAGCUGGUCUAAAGAAUUAGAAUUAGACUCACAGAUCAUAAGGGAAGAUGAAGAAAAUAUUAAUGUCACUGAAAAAACAGAGCAAGACCAGGAUAAAGACACACUGAGUUCAGAGGGACAUCAUGAAGAAACCAAUCUCUAUAAAGAGGCAGAGAGUAAAGACUAUGACAAUGAAGGGCUCCCAGACAUAAAGACAGAUGAAAGACUUAAAGAUAUCGAGGGAGAAUGCUCUGAAGAAAUGAGUGCUGAAGUGCAUGAAUGCAGAGAAAUGCAAGAACACAAAGAUACAGACAUAUUAGCUGAAAGCAUGGGUGGCAUAUUAGAUGAAGUUCACAAAUCAGUAGAUGAUGAAGUCAAAAGUCAAUUUGAAGUGUUUGAUUCAUGUUUAACACAGACAUCAGUGGAAGAACAUGAAUCUGCCACGAAUCAAGAUACAGGGCUCAAAGAUUUUGCUGAUGACACAGUUAGUAGAGAAGAAGGGGAAAUGCUGUCGACGAAGACUAAUGUUGAUUUCACCGCAGAGCUCAAUUUACCCAACAAUCUUUACAAGACUUUUGAAAAUUUGACAGAAUUCAGUGCUAACUCUGAAGACUCUGACGUUUCAGAAGCUGACUCACCCAAUGUAUCUUAUGGUCUUACAGCGAGUAGAGGAAUAAGAACAAUAAUACUCGAUGAAGAACCGCAGCAAGAAGUCGUCGAUAGUUAUUUAACAGAAAUUUACAGUGCAUUCGGAGAUAAUAACAAAAGCACAGAGUCUGAAGCACAUGAAGAACUGCCAAUAGCGCAACACGAUCAUCAGCUAGAAACGGCUAGUAGCUUUCAUACUCUUUCCAUUGAAGCAAAGCCACAGUUGCUUAUGAAUGGAGAACACAAGGACAAUGAAAACUCAUUUUCAAACUCUUUAAAUGGAAUUUGUUGUGAUCAGACCAAUGCCUCUCAGGAUAGUCAAGAAGAUAAGACAGAAGAUUUCCCAGAAGAUGACAUACACCACUUGCAUGACACGAAGGCAGUAGAAACACUGCAAAAGGGAAAGAUGGAAAUUCUGAUUUGUGCUGAAAGUGAGAGUGAGGAAUUCUUAUCAGAUGAGGAGAAAGUGAAAGGAAUAUGCGCAAGUGAAGAACAAUUCUUGCCAGCAGUGAAAGAUAUCAUUGGCUGUGCAGAAGAAGAAGACAAAGAAAAUGACCUGAACCAAUAAGUCUGAGAGGAACUGAAAAAGCAAACAUAAAAAAAGCUGUGCAAGAGAAUGGCCAGUGUUUAAAGUACAACUUUAACAGUUUGCCUUCUUUUUGGACAUUUUGAGGUUACAAUAUUGUGACUUAAAAUCACUGUGAGUUUUCAUGACCAAAACUUUUUCUGAUGAGCAUUAUCAUUUGAAAAAUUUAAUUUUCAUAAUGAUAACUUUUGUGUAAAGUAACAUGCCUUUGCGUGAAACAUAAAAUAUUUAAACAAGAAUGUUGAGAAGGUCGGAGCUGUAAGAAGACAGAAAAUUAUUUCAAGCAUUGAUCUGCAAAGAUGUGUGCAUCAGAAGAACAAACAGAUAAAAUUUAAAAGUCAACAGAGAAUAACACAUGAAACAAAUCAAAUUAGAAUAUUAUUUAUAAAAAAAAGUUUCAUAAUAAUGUCAAAAAGAAGAACUGUAGAAUCUAACUGGAAGAGUGAAAAUGUCAAAUGGCAAUAAAGCAGAAACUUGCCUACUUACUGCAUGCCAUUUUGGACAAAUGAACUGAGAAGGGUUAGAUGGACAAACGUCUGAACCUUAAAAUUCUGACACGAGAAAGGGAGACGUAGUUAUGCCGUGUCAACAGUUGUAACAGCAAAAACUGUUGUGCUAACAACACCCGCAUUUACAUUUACAUAUUUUCAGUUAAAAGAGUUUAAAUUGAUUGUGCGCUUUGUUUAGAGUUUGACUAAAUAUAUUCCAACUAUUAGUACCCCAUGUCUACAUUUAAUUGACUGUCAGCAUGAAGUUAGACCUGUAUCAUUGUGGACACACCACAAAAAGAUAUCCUUUAUGAACUGCA
Messenger RNA from Erpetoichthys calabaricus (reedfish), 9736 nucleotides. RefSeq names its product nestin (gene nes). The coding region runs from base 175 to 8910 and encodes 2911 amino acids. The transcript is spliced from 4 exons. Gene Ontology annotation, molecular function: CCR5 chemokine receptor binding; intermediate filament binding. The record is from RefSeq and is a predicted model, not a curated record. Gene Ontology annotation, biological process: positive regulation of intermediate filament depolymerization. NCBI's taxonomy places the organism in Eukaryota, Metazoa, Chordata, Cladistia, Polypteriformes, Polypteridae. Gene Ontology annotation, cellular component: intermediate filament.